Molecule: messenger RNA, 777 nt
Organism: Cucumis melo (muskmelon)
Lineage: Eukaryota; Viridiplantae; Streptophyta; Magnoliopsida; Cucurbitales; Cucurbitaceae
Product: DNA-binding protein S1FA-like
Exons: 2
Coding region: 301-570 (89 amino acids)
Biological process (GO): regulation of DNA-templated transcription
Cellular component (GO): nucleus
Molecular function (GO): DNA binding
Source: RefSeq, a predicted model, not a curated record
GAUGUGGUUUUAAAUGUAGUUUAUAUACUCUUUCUUAUGUUUGAUUUUGAAGGUAUAUUUUGUUUACCGAUAAUAAGAGAUUAAUUGAUAUUUGCAAAAAGAAUGAACAGAAAAUGCCAAAAAAAUGUAAUACGGCGUCGUUUGAAACCCCCAUGGCCAUGGGCGGAAAUAUCGUAAAUCCACUCACUAUCCGCCAUUUUCAUAUCUCCGUUCCUUUUGUAUUUUUUCUCGAAGCUUCGUCAGUUCAUCUUUUUGGUACAUAACUACAACACCAGCUCUCUCCGAUUCUCAAUUUCAGCCAUGGAAGACGAUUUCGACUUCGGCGACAAGGUCCCGCCGGCCGUUAACCGCAUGAGAAAUGUGAUUAGAGAUGGAGAAGCAAGAGGAUUCAACCCAGGACUGAUUGUGCUGCUUGUAGUUGGUGGGUUGCUAUUUGCAUUUCUUGUUGGGAAUUAUGCUCUCUACAUGUAUGCCCAGAAAACACUCCCACCAAAAAAGAAGAAACCAGUUUCCAAAAAGAAGAUGAAGAGGGAGAGAUUGAAGCAAGGUGUCUCUGCUCCCGGAGAGUAGAAGUGUAGUGGUAGACUUUUCUCUUAUGUUUUGUAUGCCUGUUCCUGAUUUGGUUGAACUAACAAGUUCUACCAAAUGAAUGUCAAUGUUUGAAGAGUUGUUUUCCUUACGUUGUUAAGUUGGUUAGAAUCUGAACAUAUAAGUUGAGGUUUAUUGUCGCUUGUAUCCUUAGAGAUGAGAAAUAAUAAGAAUAUAGUUUAUGUAGUA